UAGAAUCAUGUAAGGCUGAUCCCUCUGUUUCUAAAUCGUGUAGUCACUGUGGGAAACUGAAGAGCAGUAAUUCACAAUAGCCAAGAAAAAGUGGAGUUUGCAAGUUCUAGCUACUAGGAAUAAACCACAACACACUCACAAUGUCUAUUAUGUCCUAUAACGGAGGGGCCGUCAUGGCCAUGCGAGGGAAGAACUGUGUGGCGAUAGCAGCGGACCGGAGGUUUGGCAUCCAGGCUCAGAUGGUCACCACAGACUUCCAGAAGAUCUUCCCCAUGGGAGAUAAGCUGUACAUCGGGCUGGCAGGACUGGCCACUGAUGUUCAGACAGUAUCCCAGAGGCUUAAAUUCAGACUGAACCUGUACGAGCUGAAGGAGGGUCGCCAGAUCAAGCCCAAGACCUUCAUGAGCAUGGUGUCCAACCUGUUGUACGAGAAGAGGUUUGGGCCAUACUACAUCGAGCCUGUGAUCGCCGGAAUAGAUCCAAAAACCUCCGAACCAUUCAUCUGCUCCUUGGAUCUGAUUGGCUGCCCCAUGGUGACAGAAGACUUUGUUGUGAGCGGCACCUGCUCCGAGCAGAUGUACGGCAUGUGUGAAUCUUUGUGGGAGCCAGACAUGGAACCAGAGGAUCUGUUUGAGACCAUCUCCCAGGCCAUGCUGAACGCGGUGGACAGAGAUGCCGUGUCUGGAAUGGGAGUGGUCGUCCAUGUCAUUGAGAAGGACAAGAUCACCACACGAACCCUGAAAGCCAGGAUGGACUAGAGUUUCUGUUUCUCCCCACACUUCACCAACACACACGUUUUGUAUAAAAAUAAUAAACAAUGCUUGUUCUGUCUUUUUCUUUUCUUCAAAAAAUAAACAUGUUUAAACUACU
Molecule: messenger RNA, 870 nt
Organism: Trematomus bernacchii (emerald rockcod)
Lineage: Eukaryota; Metazoa; Chordata; Actinopteri; Perciformes; Nototheniidae
Gene: psmb3
Product: proteasome 20S subunit beta 3
Exons: 6
Coding region: 141-758 (205 amino acids)
Biological process (GO): proteasome-mediated ubiquitin-dependent protein catabolic process
Cellular component (GO): proteasome core complex, beta-subunit complex; proteasome core complex
Source: RefSeq, a predicted model, not a curated record